Messenger RNA from Trifolium pratense (red clover), 1741 nucleotides. RefSeq names its product BURP domain-containing protein 9-like. Lineage: Eukaryota; Viridiplantae; Streptophyta; Magnoliopsida; Fabales; Fabaceae. Bases 1 to 1701 code for a protein of 566 amino acids. The transcript is spliced from 3 exons. The record is from RefSeq and is a predicted model, not a curated record.
AUGGCGCACAAAGUUGUUCUCUUUCUCCUCCCUUUUGUCUUGCUUUUCAUCAUUAAUGACCACAGAAGCUUUGCCAGAGAUAUGAAGAUUCAGCAAGAGAAUGAAAAACAAGCUGAUCAACCUUAUCUUGAUGGUUGGUUGAAAGAUAGUCAAGUAAAGUCGACCCCCAACGCCAAUCCAGCUUAUCUUGAUGGAUGGUUAAAAGAUGGCCAAAAAGCAAAAUUCAUCCCAAAUGGCAACCAAGCUUACAUUGAUGGAUGGUUGAAAGAUAACCAAGCUGAGAAGGCAAAAUCCACCUUAAACUCCAACCAAGUUUACCUUGAUGGCUGGUUGAAAGAUAGCCAAACAAAGUCGACUCGAAACUCCAACCAAGUUUACCUUGAUGGAUGGUUGAAAGAUGGUCAAAAGGAGAAAUCCAACCCCAACUCCAACCAAGUUUAUCUUGAUGGCUGGUUGAAAGAUAGCCAAGAAAAAUCCAACCAUAAAUCCAAUCAAAUUUACGUUGAUGGUUGGUUGAAAGACAACCAAGCAAAGUCGACCCCCAACUCCAACCAAGUUUACCUUGAUGGAUGGUUGAAAGAUGUUUAUCUUGAUGGAUGGUUGAAAGAUGGCCAAAAGGAAACAUCAACCCCUAACGCCAAGCAAGCCGAGAAAACAAAAUCCACCCCUAACUCCAACCAAGUUUACCUUGAUGGAUGGUUGAAAGAUAACCAUGACAAAUCCAACCCUAACUUCAAUAAUGUUUACCUUGAUGGCUGGUUGAAAGAUGGCCAAAAAGUAAUAUCCACCCCGAACUCCAACCAAGCUUACCUUGAUGGAUGGUUGAAAGAAAGUCAAGCCGAGAAAGCAAAAUCCACCCCUGACUCCAAACAAGUUUAUCUUGAUGGAUGGUUAAAAGAUAGCCAAGUUGAAAAAACAAAAGCUACCCACAUCUCGACUCAAGCUUACCUUGAUGGUUUGUUGAAAAACUCACACGCAGAACCAAUUGAUAAAUUAUCUUCUAAAGUUGACCAUACAGAGGCAUUCAAGAUGGCUUUUUUCGCUAUAGAAGAUAUGUAUGCAGGGAAUGUAAUGACCUUGUCAUUUCCUAUCAGAGAAUAUGCUAAUUUCUUGCCAAAAAAAGUAGCCGACUCCAUUCCUUUAUCCAAGUCACAAGUACCAAGCCUUCUUCAACUAUUUAAGCUUACAAAAGAUUCUCCCCAAGGUGAAGACAUGCAAGACAUAAUUGAUCAAUGUGAAUCUCCACUACAAAAAGGGGAGACCAAAGCUUGUCCUACUUCAAUCGAGUCUAUGGUUGAAUUUGUUCAUAGUGUCAUUGGUUCUGACGCCAAAUAUAACGUUCUCACAACUCAAUACCCCACAACAUCAGGUGCAGCUUUGCAGAACUACACCAUUUUGAAAGUAUCAAAGGAUAUCUAUGCUCCUAAAUGGGUAGCUUGUCACCCAAGGCCUUACCCUUAUGCUCUUUACUAUUGCCACUAUCUAGACAUAGGAAGCAGGAUCUUCAAAGUUCUUCUAAAGGGUCAAUAUGGAGACACUAUGGAUGCUUUGGCCAUUUGCCACCUAGACACAUCUGACAUGCCUCCUAAUCAUAUCAUAUUCAAGUAUCUUGGAAUGAAGCCCGGGGAAGGUCCACUAUGUCAUUUCUUCCCUGUAAAGCACGUUGUUUGGGUGCCACUCCCAUCAGAGGCCUCCAACUAAAAAGAAAGGAACUAACUUAUGUCUUUGUUGAUUGUAUUUC